AUGCAGAUUAACAAUGAUCACCCAGCAGCAGCUGUCCAGCUCCAACAGUCCCACCAACUUUAUAACCAUGUCCAGCAAAGAGUGACAUUCAAGGCCUCAGACUCCAGCCAUGUCCAACACCAGUCAGUGAAGCCAGCAUGUGAGAGUGAGGAUGAAGAUGUAUACCAGUCAGAGCUCAGUAAGGGCAGUAAAGAUGAAGAUGAAGAGAGUAUCAGUAAUUUGGGUGAACAUUCAGCAGGUGGUACACCAGUUGCUGAUGCCCAGACUUCUGAUUCAGAAUAUAAAUGUUCACAGGAAGAAUUCUGGCACAAGCAGUUUUAUCUGCUGUUAUUUCUGCAUAAUCUGGAGUCCAUAAUGCUAGAGUCACACUGGUGCUCCCCACUUCACCACCAGGGUCUGCUUUACUGCCAGUUCUACAACAUCAUUAAGGAGGUCUUUGCAGCUGGCCAGCAUUUCCCAUUUGCAAAUGAGAACCUGGACAUGUUGGCUCUGGAUUCUGGGCUGGUACAGACCUGGCAGCAUAUUAAAAAGGCCAUCAGCCAUUCCUCUCUGGCCUUGCUGCACAUAUACAUCCACAUCAAGCAACAGUGCCAUGUUGCCAUUUCUGACUGCCACCAGCAGUCCUACAGAACUUGA
Coccidioides immitis RS is the source of this 636-nucleotide messenger RNA. RefSeq lists its product as uncharacterized. The record is from RefSeq and is a predicted model, not a curated record. The transcript has a single exon. NCBI's taxonomy places the organism in Eukaryota, Fungi, Ascomycota, Eurotiomycetes, Onygenales, Onygenaceae. Bases 1 to 636 code for a protein of 211 amino acids.